This is a messenger RNA of Plasmodium reichenowi, 4074 nucleotides long. RefSeq lists its product as hypothetical. The record is from RefSeq and is a predicted model, not a curated record. Bases 1 to 4074 code for a protein of 1357 amino acids. NCBI's taxonomy places the organism in Eukaryota, Apicomplexa, Aconoidasida, Haemosporida, Plasmodiidae. Gene Ontology annotation, molecular function: GTPase activity; GTP binding. The transcript has a single exon.
AUGAAUAAACUAUUUUUUUUAUGUUUCCUUGUGAUAAUUAUAUAUUCAUUAAGUAUUUAUUAUUGUAAUGAUAACAUUUUAGAAAAUGAAAAUAAUGACGAUUCUACAAAAGAUAUAAAUAAUAUUAAUAAAAAUUCAUCGAAUAAAUCAAAGAGCGAGAAAACAAGUAACUACAAUAAUGAUCAAUAUAAUAUAGACGACGCAUAUAACGAAGACGAAGAGAAUGAUGAUGAAGAAGGAGAUGAUGAUGAAAAUGAUCAUUUCGAAAUCCCAAUAAAUUGCACUGGUGGUAGUAAUUGCUUUGAUUCUAUGGAUGAUAUAAAUAAAAUAAUAGAUAAUAAAAAAAAGAAAAUGAAAUAUCGAAGAAGGAGAGGGAAAGCUAUACAAAUUAUAAAACCAAAUGUAAAUCAUACGGAAUUAAUUAUAAUAGAAGAAAAUUUAGAAAUAUUUAAAAGAAUAGAUAAACCUAUUGCUAUUGUUUCAGUAUUAGGUGAUAUGCAUACAGGGAAAUCUUUUUUACUUAAUUUAUUAAAUGAACAUGUAAUACCAGAUAUUAAUAAAAGUAACAAAUAUAUUGAAAAUGGGUUCAAAGUAGGUAAUGAUAUUACUGCUAGUACUUAUGGUAUAUGGAUAUGGUCUGAACCUAUAAAAAUUAAUGUGAAGAAAUUAAAAAAGAUAUAUGAAUAUAUUAAUGAGAACUUUACAAAUUUUAUAAAAAGUUAUGAAUAUGAAAAAGAUGAAUAUAAUGAAGAAAUUAUUGAUUUAUUAAAUUUAUAUAAAACAGAUGAUUGGAUUUCAAAUGUCCAAGAAUUAAAUUUAUCUGAUACAGAUGAAGUCAAUUUAAUUUUAAUGGAUACACAAGGUUUAAAUAGUCCAAAUGUAAAUAAAAGAUAUGAUGAAAUAUUAUAUGCCCUAACCAAUUUAAUAUCUACAGAUAUAAUUUUUUUAACUAUGAAAAUGAUUAACAAUAAAGAUUUAGAAUUUAUAGAAAACAUAACUAAAGAUGCUAACUUAUUUAUGUUAAGAGCAUAUACUAGAUCGAGUGGUUCUACUUUUUCUAUUAAAAAAAAUAAUUUUCAUAAAAUUUUAGAUACACUUAAUAAUAAUUUAGAAAAUAAUUCUUUAAUAUUAGAGAGUAUUGCUUCUAAAAAUUUAAUGUGGGUUGUACAUGAUUUCAGUCAACGUCUUGAUGUCAGAAAAGGGAAAUUAUGGUUAGAUAUUUUAUUAAAUUCGGAUAGAAGAGAUUUAGAUAUUAAAUAUUGGAAAAAAAUAAUUUCUAAUAAAAGUAAAGAUAAACAUGAUGCAUAUACAACAAAAAAACAAAAAAUAGCUUAUUUAACAUAUAAUGAGAAUUCUAGUUCUGGUCUUUUACCAAAUAAUAAUAAUAAUAAUAAUAUUAGUAAUGAUUCGUCAUCUAAUUAUAAAUUAAAUAUAUUAUAUAAAAAUAUCGAUUGUGUUUUAUUAAGAAAUAUGUAUCACAAUAAAGAAUUUGAUUUUACUAAAGCUAAUAUUAACGAUUUAAAUGAAGAAUAUAAAAAUGAUGUUUUGUUAUUAAGAUAUAAAAUAUAUCUAAGAGCUUUGUUAUUUCCAAAAAAAAUGUAUUCUGAUGUUCAAAUGAAUAAUAUUAUUAAUAAAAUUAGAAAAGAACAAAAAUUAAGAGAGGAACAAGAAAAAAAUAAAGAUAAUAAAAACAAUGAUACAAAUAAUCAGACAAAUGACUUAAAUAGUAAUAAAAACGAAUCAUCAGGGUCACAAGUAACUAAUCGAUUUAUGUCUGGUCAUGAUGUAUAUGAUUUUAUUACCUUUUUAGUAAAGUCUGCAAAUCAAAACUUAUUUACAAAUGUGAAUCAGUUUUUUAAACAUUUUAAAAUUAAUAGAGCAGAAAUAAGUAGAAAUGAUUUAAUAUUUUUAUAUAAAAAAUAUUUAUUACAAUUUAUGGAAAAUGAAGAUGUUGAAUUUAUUAGUAAUUUGAAUGAUGAAAAUGAUGAUUUAUUUUUACAAAAAGAAGGAAAUAAUAUGUCAGUAAAUAAUGAUGAAAACUCAGAUGCAGACUCAUUAUUUAAUGAUGAUGAGAAUAUGCAAUUAAAAGAACAUAACAUAAAAGAUGGAGAAGAUAAUACACACCAAAAAAAAGAUAGUUAUAAAUUACCACCUUUAUUAAAUGAAAUAAAAAAAUAUGAAGAAUUAAUAAGAGAACAAAUUUUGAAUAUAUGGUAUAAAUAUACAGAAAGUGAUUUUCAUGAUGAAGAAGAAAAAGAAUUAAUUAAAGAUAUUGAAAAUAAUUUAUAUGAAAGAUUAGAUCAAAUAAAAAUAGAAAUGUUAGAAUUAGGUGAAAUGAAUAUCAGAAAAUUUUGUAAAAUCGCAUGUGAAGAUGCAUUACAAAUUGUAGUUGAAGAUAUUAAAAUGAAAAGUGAUCAAUAUCCAAUAAAACAAAAAGAUCUUACGACAUUUUUUGAAUCAGUUAGUUAUAAUUUAAUUAAAUAUUUAGAGAAGAAAUUAUCUAAAAAUUCAGAUAAAUUAGAUUUAAUUUAUUAUAAGGAUAAUAUAUGUAGUCCUUUAAUUAAUAAUACAUUUCAAGAAUUUUAUUUUCUAAAAAAAAAAAAUAUUACCUUAAAUGAAAAUAGAUUAAAGUCCUAUUUUUCCAAUGCUGUAGAAAAAGGUAAAGAAGUUUUUGAAGUGUUAGCUGAAAAUACAGAAAAUAUAACUGAAUAUUUUAAAAAUAAAAAUAUGUUUUAUACAGUAUUAGAUAAAUGGACGUCUGAAGCAAUUAAUACAUAUACAUUAACCUUAUCUGAUUUUUCAAAAGAAGAAAAAGAGAUUAAUGAUGAAUAUUUAAGUGUCUUAAAUAAUGAUAUAAAAUUAUUAAAACAGAAAGCUAUGGAAAAAUGGCAUAAUCAUUGUAGAGAUAAAACCAGUGCUUUAUAUAAUAUGCAUAAAAGUAAUUUAAAAAAGAAUUUCUUAGAAAAUUUUAAUUUUCCAUUAGACGAAUUAGUAUUACAAGAUAUUUUUUUAAAUUUAAAAGGUCAAGAGGAAAUGAAAUAUAUGGAUAUAUAUUGUGCAAAUGAAGAUUCAUGGAAUAGUGAAUAUAAGAACUUUUUAAAAUUAACAGAUGAAAUAUUUCAAUUUAUUAAGGAUGAAAAUUUGAAAGCAAUACAAAUAACAUGUCAGCAACCAUUAGAUGAAUUAAAAAAUGGAAUAAAAGGAGAAAUUCAUAAAUAUUAUUUAUGGAGUUCUUUAAAAAGUACAUUAUAUAAUAGAGCAUUAAUAGUACUUUCAAGUAAUAUUGAAAAUAUUUAUAUAAAAAAUCAAAGAGAAAAUAAAAUUCAAUCAAAUUUAGAUGAAAAAUAUAAUAAUAAAAAUAAAAAUUAUAAAAGAAUUUCAAAAGAUUUAAUGAGUAAAGUAAUUAAUAGAUGGUUAAAUAAUGAUAUCUAUAAUGUAUAUUAUCCUAUUAUUAGAAAACAAUUUCUACAUAGAAUUGUAUGUUAUCUAGGUAUAGCUAUAUUAAUAUUUAUUAUAUCAUUAGUUGUAUAUUUCAAGAAAUUCCAUGCUAGCUUCCUUUUCUUAAUUAUAUUAGCAUUAUUUAUGGUAUUUGGAUAUCAACAAAUAUCUAUAUAUGGAAAAACAUUCUUUAGACAUGUAGUAUUUUAUAUGUAUGAAGGAAUAGCUAAUGUUUUUGGAACAGAAGGUGCUAUUAUCGUUUCAAUAUUAUUCAUAUCUGUAACUGCCAUAUAUGUAUAUAAUUAUCAUAUUGUCAAAUUUAAAAACAGAGUUGCAAAAAAUACCAAAAAGUUAUUACAAUCUCAAAAUAUUAUGAAUAUGUCAGGUCAAAACCCAUACAAUGAUUAUAAUCCUUCAUCCAAAAUGAGAAUUUUUAAACCAAACUUUUGGAGAUUUCAAGAUUAUGAUAAAGACCCUAAAUACCAUGCACCUAAUAUGCCUCAUGAUUAUAAAAUGCAUAAUGAUUCAUCUCAAUAUAUGGACCUUAAAAAUAGAUCAAAUCGACCGAACAAAAUGGACGAUUAUACCUCAUUUAACAAUUCAAGUAAAUUUCAGAGAAGAUCAUAUUUGGACUAA